AUGCGGGCAGUCAUCCAACGAGUCACCUCGGCCUCAGUCACCGUCAACCAGACCGAGAUCUCGCGGAUCGGGAAAGGCCUGUGCGUCUUGGUCGGCCUCGGAACCGAUGAUACGCCGAAAGAGCUCGAGUACAUCGUCUCGAAGAUCCUCUCCUUGCGCCUGUUCCCAUCCCCGCCCGGCCCCAACGCGCCGACCACCCCGCCAUCCAAUACCCCGACCGACCCGGCAGGAGACACACCAUCCAGCCACAACCCUGAUCCUCGUCCUCCCGCUGGCCAAGUGGAAGACCAUGAGCCGCCGAAAGAAUGGCGCCAAAGCGUCAGGGAUAUUCACGGAGAGGUCUUGAUCGUGAGUCAAUUCACUUUGAUGGCCAAGACGAAAAAAGGCAACAAGCCUGACUUCCACAACGCCAUGAAGACUGAGUCAUCGAAAGCGAUGUAUGGAGAGCUGAUCAAAUCGAUCAAAUCGGCAUACUCUGCGGAUCUAAUAAAAGAGGGACAGUUCGGGGCAAUGAUGGACGUGAAGAUCUCGAACGAUGGGCCGGUUACAAUCAUCCUGGACACAAAUGAUAAAUGA
Molecule: messenger RNA, 576 nt
Organism: Puccinia triticina
Lineage: Eukaryota; Fungi; Basidiomycota; Pucciniomycetes; Pucciniales; Pucciniaceae
Exons: 6
Coding region: 1-576 (191 amino acids)
Biological process (GO): tRNA metabolic process
Cellular component (GO): cytoplasm
Molecular function (GO): D-tyrosyl-tRNA(Tyr) deacylase activity
Source: RefSeq, a predicted model, not a curated record